AUGGGUGAUGAAACCGAAGACAUUUUAGAGAAGGUGGCCAAUCUUACAGAAAGGCUUCAUGAAGAUAAAGAUUUUAGGAGUACAGUAGCUACAAGACUAUACGAAUUGGGUUAUAUAGAAGCCCAGAACGUGAAUAACGAUGGCGCUGGAGGAAACAUUCCUAAAUUUAACACUGAACAAGUACACUAUCUAUUUGUUAAAGCUGUGAACAUGUCCAUGACGUAUACAGUUGACCUGCGUAAAGAUGAUCCCUUAUUAAUGCAAAAAUUGAAGAAGCUCCUAGUAGACACUUUGCCAUCAUAUAUCCGAAAGAGACAGAUCGAACAUUACUUGAAAAAUACACUACCUGACCGCAGCAUUCAGAAUAAUCUUAAAUCUCCUCUUGAUUUUCUAAAAGAAGGCUGUAUAAAGCCAUCAGCUACGCAAACGUUCUUCAUACAACUCAUCGAAUGUCAGUUUCACAUGAAAUGGAACACUACCACUGCAGAAGCUGGAAUAUCUGGACGUCCAGUCCCUUUCAACUAUUACGAGUUCUGUAAUGAAGAAAAGAAGAUAUGGCCGAGAACUGAAUUAAAAUCACUGAACAAUCGGGUGCGUAGAACACACGUCUUAGUGCAGUUAUUUCAGAUGCCCGUUGCAGUCUUAUCGCAGGAAUUGAGUUCAGAUGAUUUAUGUCCUUCGGUUUAUAUCAGAACGGAUAAAAAAAAGUGGAAGAAUUGGAAUCCGACAAGCAAGAAGUUUGGUGAAACCAUAAACCUGGGUGAAGGAACGAAUCCUUUCCCAUGGAUGAAUAAUUCUAUACGCAAUUAUAUUCUUGACCAGGCUCAAAUAAUUCCUGAUGCUGACUGUAAAGCGUGUCUUGACAGGUACACUCUUUAUUGGGCAGUUAUACACGACUCUGAUUUCCAAACUGGCGACAAAUUAAAACUGAACAACAUUGGACGAACACAAGUCUAUGUUGGGAAAGCUAACAAAGGUAUCAAUGGACGAUGGUUAUUAGGCCACUGUAAAAACAUGAUGGAAUGUCUAAAAGAUGUACGCAGAAUGAAAAAAGUUGGUGCGUACCAGCCGCUGAAAGACGUCCAGUUGGUUGAAGCCAGACUAGUGCUGGCCAAACUGAGAGCUAAUGAGAAAAGCGCUCUGUUUGUGAUGAAGACAUUUGACCAUGAUAUAGAGGAAGCUACGAACGCUUUUAAUUUAGCACAAGAAACAUACGACGCAGAGGAAAUACCACAAAACAAAAGGAGGUUAGAUAAAGCGAAAGAAGAUCUAGAGAUUGCGGAGAAAAAAGCAGAAAAAGAUCUCAUAGAAGCAGAGAGCCGAAACAUCCAAGGUAUGAGGAUUCGGAAAUUCAAACGCAAAGAGAGUAAUUACAUUAUUCAGGACGAAAUUUGCAGAGUCCGUCCCCGAUGGCAACCUCUAGAUAUGAGGUAUGGGAUGAACAGCAGAAAAUGA
Messenger RNA from Paramuricea clavata, 1455 nucleotides. The record is from the annotation of a GenBank genome assembly. NCBI's taxonomy places the organism in Eukaryota, Metazoa, Cnidaria, Anthozoa, Malacalcyonacea, Plexauridae.